Messenger RNA from Aspergillus homomorphus CBS 101889, 950 nucleotides. Its product is annotated as tRNA (carboxymethyluridine(34)-5-O)-methyltransferase. The record is from RefSeq and is a predicted model, not a curated record. The transcript has 3 exons. Gene Ontology annotation, cellular component: cytoplasm; nucleus. Lineage: Eukaryota; Fungi; Ascomycota; Eurotiomycetes; Eurotiales; Aspergillaceae. Gene Ontology annotation, molecular function: S-adenosylmethionine-dependent methyltransferase activity; tRNA binding. Gene Ontology annotation, biological process: tRNA wobble uridine modification. Bases 96 to 815 code for a protein of 239 amino acids.
CAUUGCACCACCCCGGCUGAGUGACCUUCUUGUAGAAACACUUUUAGUUCCACCGUCACUGUAUCUUUAGUGCGUGGUUACAAGAGAAGGCCACAAUGGCAUCCGAUACCCUUGUCGGCAGCCAGCAAGAAGAUGCUUAUGAAGAGAAGAACGUGCAUGAAGUAUAUCAGCAGAUCGCGCAUCACUUCUCAUCUACCCGCUAUAAGCCGUGGCCUAUUGUGAAGCAAUUCCUCACAGAUUUGAAACCUGGGUCCAUCGGCUUAGAUGUGGGGUGUGGCAAUGGCAAGAACCUGAGCGUAAAUAAAGAUGUCUUCAUCGUAGCUUCAGAUCGAUCUGUGAACCUUGCCCGCAUUGCCCAGAGACAUCAGCCACAUUCGACCGUAGUCGCCGACAUCCUUAGCCUCCCGCAUCCUGAUUCUUCCUUUGAUUUCGCCAUAUCGAUCGCUGUGAUCCACCACCUGUCCACCCCAGAACGAAGGAUCAGUGCCAUCCGUGAGAUAUUGCGGACAAUAAAGCCUGCCUCCGCGUCGGCACCGGGUGGAAAAGCCCUGAUCUACGUCUGGGCUCUAGAGCAGAAAGAUAGUCGGCGUGGUUGGGACAAAGGCGAUCAGCAAGAUAGAAUGGUUCCAUGGGUUAUGAAGGGCACCGCCUCUGCUGGCAGCGAGCCCCAAGUGUUCCAUCGAUACUACCACCUCUACCAAGCCUCGGAACUAGAGCAGAACAUCAACGAAGCAGGUGGCCAUGUCCUGGAUUCGGGUUAUGAAAAGGACAAUUGGUGGGUGAUCGCCACACGUCCAUGUCCCAAGUCAUCAUAAGGUGCGUGCAGAGGGUGCAGCAGAUUGUCUGAGGUCCAGCCUCAGAGAUGACGCCGUAUCACACUUGAAUGGCAUGGCAUGCAGUGAAGCCAGCAAGUUUGCUGUUCCCUAUGGUGGUCAACCAUUUAUAACUUU